Messenger RNA from Solea senegalensis (Senegalese sole), 6739 nucleotides. It is a transcript of the gene nsd2, whose product is annotated as nuclear receptor binding SET domain protein 2. Gene Ontology annotation, cellular component: nucleus; chromatin. The transcript is spliced from 22 exons. NCBI's taxonomy places the organism in Eukaryota, Metazoa, Chordata, Actinopteri, Pleuronectiformes, Soleidae. The record is from RefSeq and is a predicted model, not a curated record. Gene Ontology annotation, biological process: regulation of DNA-templated transcription. The coding region runs from base 668 to 4612 and encodes 1314 amino acids. Gene Ontology annotation, molecular function: histone H3K36 methyltransferase activity; protein binding.
ACCACACUCGUUCGUCCACCCACUGCGCCGUUUAUGCGCGUUUUGCAUUGAUUUGUUACGAUAGCUUGUGGCUAACUUAAUUGAAUUUAGCGUCGGGGUGGCGGCAGUGGCGGCUUUGUCUAUUUGCUGGAACGCGGGGGUAAUGGCUACUGACAGAGAUUAGACUGUGUUCGUCCUCAACUGGAAUCCAUGCUAUUCCCACAUCGUGGCUCCCACACCAUGUUAUAGUCGGAGCCCGCUUCAUGCGUGACAUUAAUGGAUAAUCGCUGGCUGAGGUGGGACAUUUUACGGCAGGCACCAGGGGGCCACUGAGUUUGAGCCAAAAUGUCUGAAGUGUUGUUCCAAACGUUCGGGGUUGAGUUCAGUCCUGUUGUUGGUGGUGUUUUGUCUAACUAGGAUGUGUACGGUCUCCUGCAGUUAUUUACACGGCCAGUGCAGCGUUUACUCAGACUUGUCAGCUGCUUCCAUUUCCGCGGCUUUUCUCGCCGGUGAUGCGGUGAUUACGCGGCACGGUUAGCCACACACUCAUUGGGCAUUCGCUGCAUGCGCUGGAGCCCGGAGCCCUGCUUUCUCCUCACCGCUGCAGGCAGCUAGCAGCCGAAGCUAAGUCCUCCAGGAGAAAAGCAACUUGGAACAGUCGCGUGAGCCCGGAGGAGGGUUCGUGGGGAUGGACGCUAAAGGUAGCUCUCUGCCUUCGAUGCCCGAACCAGCCAACCCAAUCAGCAUGAAGCAGCCACCAGAGUCCCUCAGUGUCCGGAAGGGUCGGGGGGACAUGAGCAGUGACCCUGCUCUGCUCAUGGACAAAGCUGCUGCACAGCUGGCUGCCACACUACAAGACGGUGUCCUUCAGAAGAUGGCCGGCCACAGUCACAACAACCACAGCCACGAGAGGCUCAAAGACCUCACCUCCCGGGUGCUGAACGGAGACCAGGACGCGCUGCCAAAGCUUUGCGCCCCAGAGCCACCGAUGCUGAAAGGUGCAGAAGCCCCGGCCACCAAUGGCACCCACCAGCACAACUGCACUCCUCAUACAGAACCCGAGCUGAAGGUGACGAUACCCCAGGUGGUCACGCAGCCGCUGUUUGAACCCUGCUGUGCCAAUGGGACCAGUUUGUCCACAGCCAGUGAAGGUUCUAUAUCUGGACCUGAGAUGAGACAGGACGAGAAGAAAAGGAGAGGGCGACCUCAAAAACCAAAACCUCAACCAAACCUCACUUCCUCCCUAAUGGCUCUGGAGCAAAUUGACCACACGGAUGCUGCAGAUGGAGAAGGAGAAGAAGCAGAUGCAGCAGAUGCAGCAGAUGCAGAUGAUGAGUUUGAACUCAUCCCAGAGUUGUCUGUGGAGGUCACAGCGUCUCCUUUCCUGGUUGGUUUCUCUGUUGGCGACGUGGUUUGGACUAAAGUGUCGGGAUACCCCUGGUGGCCCUGCAUGGUCACCACAGACCCGGAAUUCAACACUCACUUCAAACACAAACCGAAAGCGCCCAGAAUCAGAGGAGGCCUCCUUUACCACGUACAGUAUUUUGGAGACGCUCCAGAAAGAGGCUACAUAUUUGAGAAGAACAUUGUGUCCUUCACUGGAGAAGAUCAAUACCAGGAGCUCAGCCAGCGCAACAGACGGACUCAGAACAACUCCUGCGGCAUCCACAAAACCGCGGCUCCAUCCGUGCCACGGAAAGUCCAGGCCCAGUGGAACAUGGGCAUCAUCCAGGCCAAGGAGGCCGUCGGCAUGUCACUGGAGGACCGCACGAUGAACUUCACGUUUGUGUACGACGACGAGGGCCCUCACCUGAACCCCCUCAUCCUGGAGAAAUUGAAACCGAGACCGGACAGCGAGACGAACCAGGAGACGGCGUCGCGGCUCAGUCCAGGUCUUCCCUCCGUGCUGGAUUCUUCCACCACUAAUCCAGAUAAUCAGCCUGAGAAGAAAAAGAGGCGACCCCGACAGACUCAGCCUCCCACCAAGACGGUCAGGAGAAGGAAGAAGUCCGCAAAGGACGACUCUUCUGACACCGUGAAGAAAAGGAAAUCAAAGCUGGUUCCUUCAACUGACGAAGCAGCGGUCUCAGUUCCAGUGAAGAGGGAGAGAAAGAAGAGCGUUAAAAGGCAGCUAACGGACGCGGCGGUCGACAAGACUCAGCAACCGAAGAAAAGACGUAAAAUAAACACAGACACUGAAAAACAAGCCUUGAAUUCGGACGGAACGGAGAAGAAGCGAAGGCGACGGAAGAAAACUGACGUGACAGACGUCAAAGAGAUCAAGAGAAGACAGAGGAAAUCAAAAGACCCCCUCACUGGCGACCAAGACGCAGAGAAACCAAAGCGCAGGAGGAAAAGGAAACAGGAUGGAGAGAGCCAGGCCACGCCUGCGAAAGCAAAGAAGAGGAGGACUUCACCAUGUCCUGAUCCUGAGGGAUCUGGAAGUGAAGGACGUCCGGAUUCUCCCAGCGACAGCUUAGACGGGACAAAGAAAGGCGAACGCAAGAAAGAGUUUGUCUGCCAGAUGUGUGAGCAGGCUGGUGAGGACUUGGUGGCGUGCGAAGGCCAAUGCUGCGGCAUGUUUCACCUCCACUGUCUGGGUCUGUCCUUCAAACCUGACGACAAGCUGCUGUGUCAGGAGUGCAGCUCAGGAAUCCACUCGUGCUUCACCUGUAAACAGUCGGAGGGAAAGGUGCGCCGCUGCCACGUCCCGCACUGCGGCAAGUUCUACCACGAGGCGUGCGCCCGCCUCAACCCCCUCACUUUAUUCGACAACAAGGGCUUCCGCUGUCCACUCCACACCUGCCUGAGCUGCCACUACGGCUGCCGCACCAAGCACAAGUCCACCAAGGGAAGGUUAAUGCGCUGCCUCCGCUGCCCGGUGGCGUAUCACGUCGGUGACCUGUGUGUGGCCGCGGGCAGUGAGAUGAUCACCAACACUGCCAUCAUCUGCACCAACCACUUCAACGCCAAAAAGGGCUACAGCCACCACAGCCACGUCAACGUCAGCUGGUGUUUUGUCUGCUCCAAAGGAGGUCAGCUGCUGUGCUGCGAGUCCUGUCCGGCCGCUUUUCACCCCGACUGCCUGAACAUCGCGAUGCCCGACGGCAGCUGGUUCUGCAACGACUGCAGAGCCGGAAAGAAACCCAAAUACAGAGAUAUCAUCUGGGUCAAACUGGGAACAUACAGAUGGUGGCCCGCAGAGAUCCACCACCCGCGAAACAUCCCCACCAACAUCCAGCACCUUCGCCACGAGAUCGGAGAGUUUCCCGUCUUCUUCUUCGGCUCCAAGGAUUAUUUCUGGACUCACCAGGGCCGCGUGUUUCCCUACAUGGAGGGAGACAGAGGCAGCAAACACCAGAGGACUGGCAUCGGCAAAGUCUUUAAGAACGCUCUGUUGGAGGCUGAAGCUCGAUUCAAGGAGAUAAAAAUGAAACAGGAGGCCAAGGAAGCACAAGAGUACAGUCGAAAGCCGCCGCCAUACAAAUUUAUCAAGGUCAACAAACCCUUCGGCAAAGUUCAGGUCUACACCGCCGACAUUUUCGAGAUCCCCAAGUGCAACUGCAAGCCGACGGACGAGCGGCCGUGCGGCUUUGAGUCGGAGUGUCUGAACCGCAUGCUGCAGUACGAGUGUCACCCGCAGGUCUGUCCCACCGGAGAGCGCUGCUGUAACCAGGACUUCACCAAACGCCUUUACCCGGAGACCAAGAUCAUCAAGACGCCCGGCAAAGGCUGGGGCCUGGUCGCGCUGCGGGACAUCAAGAAGGGCGAGUUUGUGAAUGAAUAUAUCGGAGAGCUGAUCGACGAGGAGGAGUGCAGGGCGAGGAUCAAUUACGCCCAUGAAAACAACAUCACCAACUUCUACAUGCUCACAAUCGAUAAGGACCGGAUCAUCGACGCCGGGCCGAAGGGGAACUACUCUCGCUUCAUGAACCACAGCUGUCAGCCCAACUGUGAGACGCAGAAGUGGACGGUGAACGGCGACACGCGAGUCGGCCUCUUCGCCGUCUGUGACGUCCCAGCAGGAACCGAGUUGACCUUCAACUACAACCUGGACUGUCUGGGCAACGAGAAGACGGUGUGUCGCUGCGGCGCUCCGAACUGCAGCGGCUUUCUCGGCGAUCGGCCCAAGAACUCAAACGGCCACACAGCCGACGCGAAGGGAAAGCGGGCGAAGAGAAAGUACAAGCGGAGGAAAGCGGAGGGAAAGAAGAAGUCGGAGGACGACUGUUUCCGCUGUGGCGACGGCGGACAGCUGGUGCUCUGCGGCAAGAAGACGUGCACCAAAGCGUAUCACCUGUCCUGCCUCAACCUCACCAAGAGACCCUUCGGACGCUGGGACUGUCCCUGGCACCACUGCGACGUCUGUGGGAAAAACUCUGAGGCGUUCUGCCAGCUCUGCCCCAACUCCUUCUGCAAGGCUCACCAGGAGGGGGCGCUGCGUCCCUGGCCGCCCACGGGGCAGCCUUGUUGUCAGGAGCACGAGGAGCCGGAGGGAGCGGCCGACCCGGACAAGGGUGCCGACGCGGAGACGAGCGGCGCCGCCGCCACCGCCGGCCGUUCCGCGAAGGCCUCCAGGAAAACGGAAGGGGCCAAAACGAAGGCGUCGAAGAGGAAAGCGGCAGAGGCCUGACGUGUGAACUUUGACCCCCUCAAAGUAGACUCUGACGCCUGCUUCUUCCGUCACAAAUGACUAAAAAAAAAACCCACGUAACAAAGUCUGCGAGGCGCUGAGGGUUUUCAUCGUCAGCGCCCACACUCCAACUUCCAGCGCUCACAUUUUCAGGUUCAUUUCCACGCUGACGUGGUAAAGCAGCAGGACUCAGUCCACCAACAACCAAACUGCCCGUUCAUGUCUCUAUUUUAUUUUUCCCUUGUCCUCGUUAUUCCUUUUUACUUUCCCGAUCCUUAAAACAACAAAAGGAACCGGUACGCUAACGCCGCCGCCGUCGUCUGCUAACUUGAGUCCUGUUCUCACUCACUCACUUGAACAGCAGAGAUUUUAGAGCUAUAUCUAUAUAUUUGUUUAUCAAAGUGAGACGAGUGAAACAUCAAACACGUUGCCAAAUGGAUUUAUUUUCAUUUUAUACAUAUGUGUGUGUGUGUGUCAGAUGUUACAUGGAACACCAGGACACUAUAAAUAGGCCUCACACGACCUCUUUACUCUAACUUCGUAGCCGUAGGCUAUAUUUAACUGUAGCUUUGUGUUUUUUCUCUUCCAGUCUUAGCUCAGUUUCACUCUUUUUUUCUUUUUUUUUACAAUCAGGAUGCUGAAUAAAGGCGCUUAAAAACCGUUAAUCUACCUGCCCGCUCCAGGAAACGAGGGAUGAGAGAGGUGCGAGGUGCGUCCGGUGUGAACACAGCGUUGCGCUACAUCCACGCGACUCGGAGAAGUUAAAGAAACGCUGCUAGCUCUGGGUUUGCGUCGCUGCAGGAAACGAAUGAUCCAGCUUCCUGGUCGGCCGUCGUCGUCGUCGUCUGUGAAACGUUUUUGAAAACCACUGCAGAGGAAACGACGCCUUCCUGUUGUGUCGGUGUGGACGGAGCUUUUAACGACUGUUGGCGCUCGGUGUUUGAACAGAUAAAUGAAGGAAUGACGAUGUUAUGCUGUCUGUUUUGUUUUGUGUUUGUUUGUUUUUUGUCACUGAAGAAUCCGAAAUCUGCGAUACAGCGAUGUUUUAAAAACUGGCACGUCAUGCUGUUGGGAGUCUGGACGCGUUUCACCGUCACUGUUUGAACUUUUUAUCACUGGUUAAUGUCGUUACGUCGUUCCUCUGUCGAGGGCUGGACCGAGCUAACAUGUUUUUCUUUCUUUUUCUUUUUUAAAUUUUCACUUUACUCAGUGAGGCUCAAGAAAACUCAACUCCUGUGCUGCUGUACUUUGUUUUUUACGUGUACCUGACUCCAGCUGCACUGAAUCCUCUUGAAAACGGUUUAUAAUGAACACAAUUGCUGCCCAAAGAUCAGGCUGAGGUUCCGGAGCGCGAAACACGGCUGGAGUUCUCGGUGGUGACAGGCGUCCGUGAACGUCGGGAGCCACGGUUUAGUUUAAAGAGCUUUUUUUUAAUUACGCUAAUUUCCGUGUUUAUCUUGUAUUCCAGUUGCUUUCUGCGUUCGCACAGAUGUCGAGUCUUCGAGUUCGAAGUCCGACAAACCCAGUGCUCAUACGUGUACAACUCGGUGCUUAAAGGAAACACGAUUCAGGGUUAAUUUUCUGUGAGAAAUCAUUGUUACUUUAAUGGGUGAAAUGCCAAGUAUGACCCCGGCCUUUAAAAACACGGUGAGCGACAUUAAAAUCUUUCAUUUCAGGUGGAAAAAAAUGUUGCAGAAAAGCCUAAAAUGACUGACUUGAUCUUGAGGUUUUUAAAUCUGUGUUGUAGCAACACAUGUACAGUCACUGUUUAGUCCAAUCCGCAGGUUUAAAAAGUGUUUUUUGAAGUGAGGUCGUGACAGUCUGAAGUGUGGCGACAACUGGUCACACGAUGUCAAUUAACUUCACUGCUUCAUCUUCCCAUUCGAUGUCCUUUUUUGGGCAUAAAACUAAAGUUUGUGUCACGUUGUGAAAUCAGUGAUUUUUGAACAUCACAGCACACAGUGAUGUUUGUCCACUGCUGCCUCGGUCAGUGAGUCCAUGUGUCCUUAUUUUGUGACUUCUGAGUGGCCACUUUACAAACAUCUGUGCACUUCUCUUUUAGACUUGGAUACUGAAUGUAGUUUUUUUUUUUAAGGAAGAAAAAACUAAACUAAAUUGCUUAAAGAG